Molecule: messenger RNA, 1371 nt
Organism: Pseudonaja textilis
Lineage: Eukaryota; Metazoa; Chordata; Lepidosauria; Squamata; Elapidae
Source: RefSeq, a predicted model, not a curated record
AUGUGGUUCUUGGAGAAGAUGCGGGCGUCCCCCGGAGAAGCCGCCGGCGCCGGCGCGCUGGGCCCCUGGUUCCUGGCGGUGCCCUCCGAGAAGGGCCAGGCGGCGGCUGCCCUCGCCUUCCCGAACAUCUUGACCCCAGACCGCAUCCCGGAGUUCUGCAUCCCGCCGCGGCUGAGCAGCGCCCCGCCGGCCAAGAGCCCCGGCCCGGGCCCGACCUUCCAGCCCCGCCGCAGCCUGACUGAGCCGGGCUUGCAGGAGGCGGCCUCCCUGGGCUCCUUCCCCUUCCCGCCCCACCUCAUCCAGGUGGAGAGCGUGGAGGAGCUCGUGGCGCCGGAGCAGGGCGGCACCAACUCGGACCCCCAGUCGCAGGCCGCCCUCUCUCUGCCCCACGUGCCCCGGGCCCAGAGCUCCUACGGCUUCUGCGUGCUGCUGGAGAGCCCCCACACCCGGAGGAAAGAGUCCAUCUUCCACAGCGAGGCCUCGGGCAGCUCCCUGGCCUUGCCCCGGUCCCGGUCCAGCAGCUACAGCGGCAGGGAGCCGGCCUCCAGCCCGCUGGCCGUCCGCCAGCCCCUCCCCAGCAGGCAAGGCGCCUGGGAUAGCGACACGGCCUCCUCCAGCGAGUCCUCGCCCUUCGGCUCACCCCUGCUGGGCAGGUCUCCCACCCGGCCCUGCGGCCUCCUCAAAGCCCGGAGCCAGGAGCGGCUGCUGGGCAAACCGUGGAGGGCCCGGAGGCUGUCCGGCACCACGUGGGCCGGCUCCCUGUCUUUGGACGAGGGCAGUUCCACGGACAGCAGCCCUGGGUCUCCCCGGCGCUCUUCAGAGAACCCCCUGCCGGCCCCCGGCCUCCUCCCCCUGCCGGGCCUCCCCCUGGACUACCCCUGUGGCCCGGAGCGGCUGGGCCGGGAGGCCACGGUGGCGAUGGACAGGGGGGGCCUGCUGCGCCUCUCCUCCGAGCACUGCCCCGCCAACCAGCGCCUCCGCAUCCGCCUGAUCAGCGUGGAGGGUCUCUAUGGGGAGGCCCCCCUGGAGCCCAAGAGCAUCAACUGCUGCAUCACCUUCGCGCUCCUGCCGGGGAAGCUGCAGAAGCAGCGCAGCACCGUCAUCAAGAGGAGCCGUAACCCCAUCUUCAACGAGGACUUCUUCUUCCUGGGCGUCUCCGAGGAGCACCUGCGCUGGCUCUCUCUCCGGAUGAAGGCCCUGAACAAGGGGGCCAGCAUGAAGAGGGACUUGGUGCUGGGGGAAAGUGAAGUGCCUUUGAUGCAGAUUUUGGCCGCCUGAGAAACCCACGGCCACCCCCGGAGAUCUAUUUAUUUAUUUAUUCUCUGUGUCUUAAUUUUUUUUUUUUAAAAUAAAGUGGAAUUUUAUUUAUGC